AUGGAUGUGGAAGAAACAUCUUCAGUAAAACUCGCACACACUGCAUCAAAGAAGUGUUCGCUCUUCACGUGGUUCCGACGUCUAUUUACUCUUGACAAUUUACCAAAUCAAAAACAACAUUUCCCAGUGUUUAUUAUUACGAUGAGUAUCCUACACAUUGUGAUUUUGCUUCUUAUAUAUGUAACUCGUACUGGCGAUGUUCAUAGGUUUAUAUUAGCCCUGUAUAGAUUCGGUCGAUUAUAUGUGCCAUGUAUGCGUCCAACCGUAAGUCAUAUUCGUAUGCGUAGUGUUCCCUGUAAUAUAUUUGGCAAAGGUGGCAUGUGUUCUUACGAUGAUUUAAUCAAACAAGAAUGUUUUUCAUUUGCAUAUCCACAUCAAAUAUGGCGUAUGAUUACUGUUAGUUGUUUGCAUUCAAACUGGCUCCACCUAGUGAGCAAUCUGUCAGCACAACUCAUACAAGGUAUCCCAAUUGAACUCAAAUAUGGUACACCUUACACUCUUGUCAUCUAUUGGCUUUCAGGAAUCGGAGCUAGUUUGGUUGGUUUAAUUAGAUUAGGAAGUGAAGGAGCAGUUGGAGCUUCAGGCUGUCUACACGGUUUAAUGUUAUUCUUGAUUAUGGAUCGUCUUUCGGCAUUAAAAACAAAACAUGGUUACGAUCGUGUCUUCAUAAUCUUACAACUAGUUUUUCUUAUGUUACCAUAUGCUGUUACUAGUGCGACUCUUAUAAUACAGUAUAGAGUAGUACACGAUGCUCAUGUGGGUGGUGCUUUAGUGGGUUUUCUUCUUGGCAUUCAGGCAUUUGGCUUGCCAUUAUUUUGUAUUUGUAAAAAUGAUGAUAUCCAUCAAAAAAUAUUCCGACAAUUAGCAAUCGUGCUUCUUAUUCUUUAUUUUUUGAUGAUCGUGGUUGUCUUUUUGCAAAUUGAUGCACCUAUAGUCGACCGAAUUUUGUACAGCGGUAUCAUGUACAAUGGCACAAUUGAUUAUCAGUACUUUGAAUGA
Molecule: messenger RNA, 999 nt
Organism: Rotaria socialis
Lineage: Eukaryota; Metazoa; Rotifera; Eurotatoria; Philodinida; Philodinidae
Source: the annotation of a GenBank genome assembly